AUGAGUGGUACUGACAAUGAACUUGUUCAAAGCGGAUCGUUUGACCCAUACAACACGUGGAGGACACUUGUCACUCUCAACCCAGUCGGUGAUUUUGAUCAUAUGAGCGAGGAAGAACGGACUGUUGCUAUUUGUUUGGAGACGCACGAUGGCAAACUUCGAAACUACAGAGGCUCGGUUACUUUUGAUCGAUUUGCAAACACCGCUUCCUAUCGCUUUCUCUUGUCCGUCUACCGUGUCAAGGAUGUCAAGAACCCAGGCGGAAAGACGGUGGAAGAGGAGCUGGCCGAUACUAUUGACAUUAUCCCACUCCGUUUGACAAGUCGAUUCACGUGGUCGACUGAUGCGGAUCAGAUGAAAGGUAAAGAGACCAAUGGUCGAUGGAUUACGCUCUUGUUCAACCGGGAUGAAGAUGCUCAAACUCCAGACAGCAUUAAACAAAUUGAUUUGAUCGUUCCCAAAUCAAAGACCUCCGACAAUGGAAAGCUUCUAGCACUUGCAGUGGAAUGGGCAAAGCACGUUGUGAAGGCCAGCAUUGCUGAAAGCAACUUUGAGAAGGCGAAAUUGAAAUUGAAAGAAAAGGGUUUGCUGAACUGA
Messenger RNA from Seminavis robusta, 597 nucleotides. The record is from the annotation of a GenBank genome assembly. NCBI's taxonomy places the organism in Eukaryota, Bacillariophyta, Bacillariophyceae, Naviculales, Naviculaceae.